Messenger RNA from Carassius gibelio (silver crucian carp), 8275 nucleotides. RefSeq names its product intercellular adhesion molecule 1. The record is from RefSeq and is a predicted model, not a curated record. Gene Ontology annotation, cellular component: membrane. The coding region runs from base 157 to 4986 and encodes 1609 amino acids. Gene Ontology annotation, molecular function: integrin binding. Gene Ontology annotation, biological process: cell-cell adhesion. The transcript is spliced from 19 exons. Lineage: Eukaryota; Metazoa; Chordata; Actinopteri; Cypriniformes; Cyprinidae.
AGUACGAGUUUUAGGGUGGGGAGUCACGUGUUUGAUUGCCGUUCCAGUGCACUUUCACUGGUAGAAGGUUGGAAAAACACGGCUUUUGUGUUGUCUGGAACGCUGCAUUAUUUGCAAUAUUUUCUGAUCAAUUACUUUUCCUUGAGAACGCUGAACAUGUUUCAACAUUUCAUUGUUUAUCUCUUCGCAGUUUCACCGCUUGUGAGUCUCACAGGUGCAGAAGCUGAAUGUCCUCUUCAGCUCAACCCACAGAGAGUUGUUGUGAGAUACGGCGGUUCUGUUGAAGUUAACUGUAACACUUCAGUCCUACAUAAAGGGAUGGGAUGGGAAGCCAAUGAGGGAAUAGUGCCCAAGAUCAUAAACCAGAAUCUGAUCACAUGGAGAGUGUCAGAACUGAUAGAUUGGGACAUAAAGCCAUUCUGCUACAUAAAUACAAAUGAUAGUAAACAGUGUCUAAUAGAGCUCCCAGUCACCGUUUACAAGACUCCAGACAGUGUGUCCAUCAGCACUGUGAAUCACAGAGGACCAAUGAAAGAGGGACAGCAGUAUGAGCUCCAGUGUGACGUUCAUGAUGUGGCUCCUGUUCAGUAUCUCACUGUCAAAUGGUACAAAGGACAGACUCUGCUGCAUCAAACCACCUUCAGUGACACUGACAAGACCCCAGUGAAUAAAACUGUCACACUCCUGAUCCGUCCAGACAGAGCUGAUGAUGGAGCUCAAUACAGGUGUGAAGCAGAGCUGGAUCUGGGAGCAGAAGGACCUCAACCUUCUCCUAAAUAUUCAUCAGAACCUCUUAAUGUCGAAGUAUACUGUGCAGAAGCUGAAUGUCCUCUUCAGCUCAACCCACAGAGAGUUGUUGUGAGAUAUGCUGGUUCUGUUGAAGUUAACUGUAAAACAUCAGUCCUACAUAGAGGGAUGGGAUGGGAAGCCAGUGAGGGAGCAGUGCCUAUGACCAAAAACCAGAAUCUGAUCACAUGGAGAGUGAUAAACCUGACAGAAUGGGACAUAUUCCCAAUCUGCUACAUAAACCUAAAAAAAGGUGCACAGUGUAAAGUAGAGCUCCCAGUCACUGUUUACCAGACUCCAGACAGUGUGUCCAUCAGCACUGUGAAUCACAGAGGACCAAUGAUAGAGGGACAGCAGUAUGAGCUCCAGUGUGACGUUCAUGAUGUGGCUCCUGUUCAGAAUCUCACUGUCAAAUGGUACAAAGGACAGACUCUGCUGCAUCAAACCACCUUCAGUGACACUGACAAGACUCCAGAGAAUAAAACUGUCACACUCCUGAUCCGUCCAGACAGAGCUGAUGAUGGAGCUCAAUACUGGUGUGAAGCAGAGCUGGAUCUGGGAGCAGAAGGACCUCAACCUUCUCCUAAAUAUUCAUCAGAACCUCUUAAUGUAGAAGUAUACUAUAAACCACAACACUCCAGUUCAACAGAGACCAUCAUUAAAGAUGAUAAGGUCAUGCUAGAUUGUUCAGUGAAGGCAAACCCGGCUCCUGACUACACAUGGUCCUCAGAUCAUCUGAACUUGAACAUCAGCUCCUCAGUGAUCAAGUCCUCAGCACUCAGUCCAGGAAAAUACAUGUGCACCGCCACAAACUCCCUGGGAAGAGACAGCAAAGUGUUCAUCCUUAAAUCUACAGGUGCAGAAGCUGAAUGUCCUCUUCAGCUCAAUCCACAGAGAGUUGUUGUGAGAUACGGCGGUUCUGUUGAAGUUAACUGUAAAACAUCAGUCCUACAUAGAGGGAUGGGAUGGGAAGCCAGUGAGGGAGCAGUGCCUAUGACCAAAAACCAGAAUCUGAUCACAUGGAGAGUGUCAGAACUGACAGAAUGGGACAUGUUCCCAUUCUGCUACAUAAAUCCAAACGAAGGUGCACAGUGUGAAGUAAAGCUCCCGGUCACCAUUUACAAGACUCCAGACAGUGUGUCCAUCAGCACUGUGAAUCACAGAGGACCAAUGAAAGAGGGACAGCAGUAUGAGCUCCAGUGUGACGUUCAUGAUGUGGCUCCUGUUCAGUAUCUCACUGUCAAAUGGUACAAAGGACAGACUCUGCUGCAUCAAACCACCUUCAGUGACACUGACAAGACCCCAGUGAAUAAAACUGUCACACUCCUGAUCCGUCCAGACAGAGCUGAUGAUGGAGCUCAAUACAGGUGUGAAGCAGAGCUGGAUCUGGGAGCAGAAGGACCUCAACCUUCUCCUAAAUAUUCAUCAGAACCUCGUAAUGUCGAAGUAUACUAUAAACCACAACACUCCAGUUCAACAGAGACCAUCAUUAAAGAUGAUAAGGUCAUGCUAGAUUGUUCAGUGAAGGCAAACCCGGCUCCUGACUACACAUGGUCCUCAGAUCAUCUGAACUUGAACAUCAGCUCCUCGGUGAUCGAGUCCUCAGCACUCAGUCCAGGAAAAUACACGUGCACCGCCACAAACUCCCUGGGAAGAGACAGCAAAGUGUUCAUCCUUAAAUCUACAGGUGCAGAAGCUGAAUGUCCUCUUCAGCUCAACCCACAGAGAGUUGUUGUGAGAUACGGCGGUUCUGUUGAAGUUAACUGUAAAACAUCAGUCCUACAUAGAGGGAUGGGAUGGGAAGCCAGUGAGGGAGCAGUGCCCAAGAUCAUAAACCAGAAUCUGAUCACAUGGAAAGUGAUAAACCUGACAGAAUGGGACAUAUUCCCAAUCUGCUACAUAAACCUAAACAAAGGUGCACAGUGUAAAGUAGAGCUCCCAGUCACUGUUUACAAGACUCCAGACAGUGUGUCCAUCAGCACUGUGAAUCACAGAGGACCAAUGAUAGAGGGACAGCAGUAUGAGCUCCAGUGUGACGUUCAUGAUGUGGCUCCUGUUCAGUAUCUCACUGUCAAAUGGUACAAAGGACAGACUCUGCUGAAUCAAACCACCUUCAGUGACACUGACAAGACCCCAGUGAAUAAAACUGUCACGCUCCUGAUCCGUCCAGACAGAGCUGAUGAUGGAGCUCAAUACUGGUGUGAAGCAGAGCUGGAUCUGGGAGCAGAAGGACCUCAACCUUCUCCUAAAUAUUCAUCAGAACCUCUUAAUGUAGAAGUAUACUAUAAACCACAACACUCCAGUUCAACAGAGACCAUCAUUAAAGAUGAUAAGGUCAUGCUAGAUUGUUCAGUGAAGGCAAACCCGGCUCCUGACUACACAUGGUCCUCAGAUCAUCUGAACUUGAACAUCAGCUCCUCAGUGAUCGAGUCCUCAGCACUCAGUCCAGGAAAAUACACGUGCACCGCCACAAACUCCCUGGGAAGAGACAGCAAAGUGUUCAUCCUUAAAUCUACAGGUGCAGAAGCUGAAUGUCCUCUUCAGCUCAACCCACAGAGAGUUGUUGUGAGAUACGGCGGUUCUGUUGAAGUUAACUGUAAAACAUCAGUCCUACAUAAAGGGAUGGGAUGGGAAGCCAGUGAGGGAGCAGUGCCCAAGAUCAUAAACCAGAAUCUGAUCACAUGGAGAGUGUCAGAACUGACAGAAUGGGACAUGUUCCCAUUCUGCUACAUAAAUCCAAACGAAGGUGCACAGUGUGAAGUAAAGCUCCCGGUCACCAUUUACAAGACUCCAGACAGUGUGUCCAUCAGCACUGUGAAUCACAGAGGACCAAUGAUAGAGGGACAGCAGUAUGAGCUCCAGUGUGAUGUUCAUGAUGUGGCUCCUGUUCAGUAUCUCACUGUCAAAUGGUACAAAGGACAGACUCUGCUGCAUCAAACCACCUUCAGUGACACUGACAAGACCCCAGUGAAUAAAACAGUCACGCUCCUGAUCCGUCCAGACAGAGCUGAUGAUGGAGCUCAAUACUGGUGUGAAGCAGAGCUGGAUCUGGGAGCAGAAGGACCUCAACCUUCUCCUAAAUAUUCAUCAGAACCUCUUAAUGUCGAAGUAUACUAUAAACCACAACACUCCAGUUCAACAGAGACCAUCAUUAAAGAUGAUAAGGUCAUGCUAGAUUGUUCAGUGAAGGCAAACCCGGCUCCUGACUACACAUGGUCCUCAGAUCAUCUGAACUUGAACAUCAGCUCCUCAGUGAUCGAGUCCUCAGCACUCAGUCCAGGAAAAUACACGUGCACCGCCACAAACUCCCUGGGAAGAGACAGCAAAGUGUUCAUCCUUAAAUCUACAGGUGCAGAAGCUGAAUGUCCUCUUCAGCUCAACCCACAGAGAGUUGUUGUGAGAUACGGCGGUUCUGUUGAAGUUAACUGUAAAACAUCAGUCCUACAUAGAGGGAUGGGAUGGGAAGCCAGUGAGGGAGCAGUGCCCAUGACCAAAAACCAGAAUCUGAUCACAUGGAGAGUGAUAAACCUGACAGAAUGGGACAUAUUCCCAAUCUGCUACAUAAACCUAAACAAAGGUGCACAGUGUAAAGUAGAGCUCCCAGUCACUGUUUACAAGACUCCAGACAGUGUGUCCAUCAGCACUGUGAAUCACAGAGGACCAAUGAUAGAGGGACAGCAGUAUGAGCUCCAGUGUGAUGUUCAUGAUGUGGCUCCUGUUCAGUAUCUCACUGUCAAAUGGUACAAAGGACAGACUCUGCUGAAUCAAACCACCUUCAGUGACACUGACAAGACCCCAGUGAAUAAAACUGUCACACUCCUGAUCCGUCCAGACAGAGAUGAUGAUGGAGCUCAAUACAGGUGUGAAGCAGAGCUGGAUCUGGGAGCAGAAGGACCUCAACCUUCUCCUAAAUAUUCAUCAGAACCUCUUAAUGUCGAAGUAUACUAUAAACCACAACACUCCAGUUCAACAGAGACCAUCAUUAAAGAUGAUAAGGUCAUGCUAGAUUGUUCAGUGAAGGCAAACCCGGCUCCUGACUACACAUGGUCCUCAGAUCAUCUGAACUUGAACAUCAGCUCCUCAGUGAUCGAGUCCUCAGCACUCAGUCCAGGAAAAUACACGUGCACCGCCACAAACUCCCUGGGAAGAGACAGCAAAGUGUUCAUCCUUAAAUCUACAGGUAGUCGUCACACAUUCUAGACUGUUCUUAUUUUCUUCCUUUUGCUGGUUACAUUGAUUGUUGUCAUCUUGUUUUGUUUUUUCUCUUUUUUAAUGAAAUGUUGUGACAAUAACAACCUGAAGUAGUGAGAGUUAAGUGUUGUGAUGUGAUUUAAAUGAUUAUUGCAGUAAGCCCUACAGGAGGCGCUACUGGUUUUUGUAUUGGUUUAGCUAUGCGUGCUUACGUCAAAUGACGUGCUCUUCAGCAGCUGGUUAUUGAUAAAAUGCUUGAUUGCCUCUGUUAUCUGCUCCUGGCAAAAUCCUGUUAAUAAACUGUUGAAGACUACUUUGAGGAAUCAAAGUAACUUAUACCCUAACUUCUAGGCUGUAGGGGGUCACUUUUAACCCAGAAACAUAACAGUGUAACAAAUGACAUGACUUCAUGCCAGGCCAAAAUCAUGUUAUGAAAGCUAUAGACCUUAUAGACCUUUGUGGUAUUAUUUAUUUAGGGUAGUAUUUCAGGACAAGAAUGAAAAUGAGGCUGUAAGAGACUGAAGUACAGUACAGUGCAUUCAAUGGAUUGUAUUGCUGUUUAUCAACUGAUUGUUCAGCUGAUAAGAAUUCUUCCUGAAAAAUGUUUCAGUAGACAAAAACUCCAUAAAAAUAAAUGGUAAAAAAAAAAAAAAAUUAUAUGCCAGGACUGCAAAUCUAUCCCUCAUUUCCAUCCACUUCAAAUCCAAAAUGGCAUCUAUCCUGGUGUGUUUGGUCAGUAGACGGCUGGAGUUUUCUAUGUAGUGUGUACUGCUGUGUAACUAUUCAUAAUUUUAGCCAGAAAUAUUUCCAGUAAUGUGUACAGUCAUAACUCACUCAUUUCUCACUCUCUGUUGAGAUGAUGUGAAUCAAAAGAUGGGAAUCUUUUGCACUCUGGAUGUUUAUUGUCUCACUUCUUAAUUUCUCUGUGUGUUUAUUUAACAUUGUAGUUAUUUGAUAUAUAGUUUUUAUUCAUCAUAUAUUAAAAAGCUUGUCACUAUUAUUUCCACAAGGCUUUAUUUUCAUAUUAUUCCCUAAAGAUCUCUCUGUAGGUGGCGAUAAUAAUUAACCAUUUCCUGCAAACAUGUCUUUUUGGGGCCUAUGCUGGCCUUUUGCGGGCACAGUAGGGCCAGCCCACACCAAACCUAAACAGGCCCAGUGCGGGCUUGCCCAGGGGAGGCUCACAGCUUUGGGCUCAUCGCAGGCUCUCUGUGAGCAGCCUAAACUAUGGGACCGCCUGGCUCAGGGUACUCCAGAACAGGUUUGAGAACCACUUGCCUUAAGUAAUUAACUGGCUGGCCAGGUAAAUUUCAGCUUAGUUUGCACCAAUCCUGGGUUUUAGGUACCAUGAAAGUGGCUUGGAUUUUGGCUGCAUUGAUUGCCAAAGUAACUCUCCACGCCUCACCUGCUCCGUGGCAGGUUAAGUUCUUAUGUAGAGAUCACAAACUGAAAUUGGACCAAUUAGAUGUGAACAAAGUGACACAUGUCUGACACAAAAAAAGUAACUCCCCCAGUUUAUCUUGCUUCAAAUUAAAGGUCACUAGAACAAAAAAAUAAAUGUCUGGCUUUAAUGUUAACUUAUUUUAUAAUAUUUAUAUAAUUUUUAUAUUAUUGAUAUUAUUGUUAAUCCAUUACACACAAGCAAUAUUAGUUUAACAGUUAUUAUAAAUCAUUAUUUUAAAUGAAUAUAUACAGAUCAUAAUAAUAUAAAUAAUAUGUAGAAUCAAUAGAUAAUGCUUUAAAAAUGACUACGUGACCUUACAUGUUUCAGUCUCUAUCCAUCAAGUUUCACUUGUGACUGCACUGAUAAAGCAAGAUAAACUUUUAUUUGUCCUCUUUCAUGAACAAGUACUUUUUUCAGUGUAGAUGUGUUUAAAUUCAUCAUAUUCUACAAUCUCUUAACCUUUAACAAAAAUGUUAACCCUUUAGACUGGAAUCUCACUGGGUCUCUCGCAAGAAGUGAAUCAUACUUGCUCUGUGUUGCAAGGCAUGUGAUUGGCUGUGUGCCAGUGAUGUCACACAUUCAUGUGCACACGCUCCACAAACUCAGGAUCAAACCCUGAGUUAUUGUAAAGCCUAUCAAUGUCAAGCAAUAAAUUUCUCCAAUCAAAUCAUCCAAGUAACCAAAAUUUAUUAACAACUCGUCAAAAGUUCUAAAACACAAAUAGGCUUAGCUGGUAGCAAGUUGAUACCAUAAGGGUUCAACAACCCCCAAUAUAUAAUGUGUAAAUGUGCAAUACUUUACCAGACAAAAACAGUAAUUCAAAACAGUGACACAGGCCAGCUCCUAAAACACAGCCAGAAAGACACCCUCCUUAUUGUGCUAAAACAUUCAAAAUCAUUUUAAAAACAUCAUACAUCCAAUAACAUGAAUACACAUUCCAAUACAGCACAAUAUAAAACAAACAAACACUUCAACCAUAUACAUCACAUAGGCUACCUAUACCAGCUAGAUAAGAGUUUUCCAACUCUGGCACAAACCAUCAUUGCCAUCUGCACAAAACAUUUACAUGCAAAUGAUUAUACACAAUAUCACACUGUUAAAAAGUAUUACAUCCAACAUUGUCACAUACCUAACAACAGCUACGACAACUGUUUUCCGAAGCUGGAACAAACCAAUAUUGCAGUCUCCAAGAAAAAAAUCAUCACCACUACCCAUCUGGCAAUCGGCAUUACUCCAAAGCUAAUGCCAUCCCAUUCAUAAAGGACACGUAGGCUAGAAACUACCAUACAGGACUACCAUUAAUACUAUAUUGUUUGUAGCCAUUACAUUAUCAAAGAAAGUUGAUGAUCAGCAUCAUGGUACCAAAAAAAAAACCAGAUUGAGGUGGUUUGGUUUUGUCAAUUUAAAUCUAAUCCUGUAACUCUUGAGUUUGUUCAACUAUCAUCAUAGUACAGGCCCCAGGUUGGGAAAUGUGUAAUUUCAAGCCCAGUCUAAAGGAGUUUUUAUUUUUAUUUUUAUUUUGUGACGCGAGACCAUAGUCUGGAAUAUGUGUGAUUGUUCCUGGAUAGGGAGAGUCUGGUGGUUUGAGAGCUGUGGCUUGUUUUCAUUAAAAGAGGUUGAAUUAUUAUUUUGCUAUCACCCAACUUCAGCUAUGGACAGUGUUUGGAAAUUGAUGUACUAAAGAUGACACUUUCACACACAUCAACUUUCACAUGAUGAAAUCCUAUAAUCUUACAUUGCUUUGUGUUUGUUUGUUUUUCGUUACUUUUGUACGUUUACAUUUUUGGCUAUAUGUAGCUGUAUUAACCUGAAUUUAAUGUUUUCUAUUUUUUAUUUAAUAAAAUCAUUGAAAUCCCU